AUGCGGGAUUUAACGGCUUUUAAACGGGAGCUCCGACUCGUCAUCGCCUCUCUGGCCAAGCAGCUGCUGUCCGAGUCUUUCACCGCCAAACACAAACUUCCUGUUCACGAACAAAACCGCGAAACUGAGGUGAAACUGGUUCAGCGUCUCUGUGAUGAAGCUGUGGAUGAAAUCCUGAAGAUGGUCGAUCAGGACUUCAGUGAUCCGGUUCAGAGUGACGACGGAGGAGCAGCUGGAGGUCCUCAAACAUCUGGUGAUGAGGGAGGUCAGCGCCCCCCCACAGAGCAGACCCUGAUCCUGGUCUACGAGAGAGCAGCAGUGGACUCUGACUGUGUGUUGCUGUCUGUUCAGGGUUCAGCAGACUGCAGCGAUGAGACAGCUGACUGCUCCUCUCCUCCUCCUCCUCUUCCUCUUCCUCUCCAUCAUGAGUACUCACGGUCCUCUCCUCCCGCUGCAGAGGAAGGGGGCGUGGCCUCAGCAGCACGCAGCAGGAAGAGGAAGAAGGACUCGGUGGGGGCGGGGGGGGCGGAGCUUCCUGUCAGCUGCUCUCAGUGUGACAUGUUGUUCCCAAACAGCGAGCGGCUCUCAGACCACCUCAGGAAGAGUCAUCCGGCGUGCUCGGCGUGCGGCGCCACGUUCAGCGGCGUCCUGAAGCUUCGCCAACACCAGGAGGAAGAACACGGUCUGCUGCCGUACGCCUGCGACUACUGCGCCAAAACCUUCAACCACAGAGCUCACAGAGACGUGCACGUGAAGGCGCGGCACACCGGAGAGAAGAGCGUGCACUGUGACAUCUGUGGGAAGGGCUACUCCUGCGCCAGCGUGCUGAAGACGCACCGCAUCACGCACUUCGACAAGACCUUCAUCUGCGAUGUCUGCGGGAAGAGCUUCUACCACGCCUGUCACCUGACGCGCCACAAGCUGGUGCACCGGGCGGAGCGGCCGUACCGCUGCUCCACCUGCGGGAAAGGCUUCACGCAGGCGGAGAACCUGCGCAGCCACCAGGCCAUCCACAGCGGGGAGCGGCAGCUGUGCUCCGUGUGUGGGAAGAGUUUCCGCUGCCUGAAGAACCACGUCAUCAGCAAACACUCGCACGAGCUGCCGGCCGCCGAGCCGCCGCCACGCUGCUCCGUCAGCUGCGACGUCUGCGGGAAGAAGUUCCCCAACCGGUCCCAGUACCGAGUCCACCAGAGGAGCCACACGGGGGAGAAGCCGUUCCACUGCGACGUGUGCGGGAAGAGCUACCGGCUGAAGGAGCUGCUGAGGGACCAUCGCUACACCCACAGCGGGGAGAAACCCUACCGCUGCUCCCUCUGCUCCAAAACCUUCAACCUGGCCACCAGCUUCAUGCGCCACCGCAGCAUCCACAGCGGAGAGACACCGUUCAGCUGCCACGCCUGCGGGAAACACUUCCGCCUGCUCACCUUCCUCAAGGCUCACCUGCAGACCAAAGCUCACCUGAAGCAGACGCAGCAGCCUCCACCUCUGACCUCUGACCUCUGA
Molecule: messenger RNA, 1503 nt
Organism: Scomber japonicus (chub mackerel)
Lineage: Eukaryota; Metazoa; Chordata; Actinopteri; Scombriformes; Scombridae
Product: zinc finger protein 16-like
Exons: 5
Coding region: 1-1503 (500 amino acids)
Biological process (GO): regulation of transcription by RNA polymerase II
Molecular function (GO): DNA-binding transcription factor activity; RNA polymerase II cis-regulatory region sequence-specific DNA binding
Source: RefSeq, a predicted model, not a curated record